Molecule: messenger RNA, 1089 nt
Organism: Lasiodiplodia theobromae
Lineage: Eukaryota; Fungi; Ascomycota; Dothideomycetes; Botryosphaeriales; Botryosphaeriaceae
Product: 2-amino-3-carboxymuconate-6-semialdehyde decarboxylase
Exons: 1
Coding region: 1-1089 (362 amino acids)
Biological process (GO): secondary metabolic process
Cellular component (GO): cytosol; cytoplasm
Molecular function (GO): carboxy-lyase activity; hydrolase activity
Source: RefSeq, a predicted model, not a curated record
AUGCCCCUCCUAACCCCCCUCCUCACCAUCCUCAACCUCCUCCUCCUCCUCCUUCACUCCCCCCUCCCAACAUGCCUCGCCUCCAACCACAACGACAUCCCCUACUACACCCUCGAAGAGCACUGGGUCUCCCCCGCCCUCGCCCCCUUCCUCCUCCAAAACCACGUCAUCCGCGCCCUCAACCUCGGCUCGCGCGCCUCGCAGCUUCUCCCAGAAGUCGGGCCCUUGCGCCUCGCCUCCAUGGACGCCAACAACAUCCUUAUCCAAACCAUCUCGCACGUCCCCGUGCCCGAGGCCCUCUACCUGCCCAACCUGACCGCGCAAGCCAACGACCAGCUGGCCGCCCGCAUCGCCGCGUCACCGCAACCGAGCCGCUUCCGCGGGUUUUGUAUCCUGCCGAUGGGGCUGCCUGGCGCGGCGGCGGAGGAGCUGCGGCGGUGCGUGCGGGAGCUAGGGUUCGUGGGCGCGCUGGUCGACGCGCUGUUGCCGAACAGGCAGGCGUACGACGCGCCGGCGUACGACGAGCUGUGGGAGGUGGCGGUCAAGCUGGACGUGCCGAUCUACCUGCAUCCGACGCCGCCGAAUCCGGACGAGGUGUUUGAUGUCGGGGCGGGGUUGUAUGCGCCCGCGGUGCCGGGGGAGUAUUCGGAGUACGAGGCGGCGUCGUUGGGGACGUGGGCGUGGGGGUGGCAUGAGCGGGUGGGGCUGAGCUUCAUCAAGAUGUACCUCGGGGGCGUGUUUGAGCGGUUUCCGGGGCUGCAGGUCGUGCUGGGGCAUAUGGGGGAGCUGGUGCCGUUUUUUCUGGACAGGACGGAUCGGAAGGUGAGUGGGAAUCGGUCGGUGACGUUUAGGGAGGUGUGGGGGUGCAAUGUUUAUGUUACGACGAGCGGGAUGUUUAGUUUGGAUCCGAUGACGACGGUGUUGAGGACGACGGAUACCAAGAGGAUUAUGUACAGCGUUGAUUGGCCGCUCGAGUUCAACGAGGAUGGCACGAAGUUCAUGGCGGAGCUGAGGUCCAGCGGGCUGGUGUCGGAGAAGGAGUUUGAGGACAUUGCUUUCAAGAAUGCGAAGCGGCUUUUGCGGAUUUAG